AUCACCUUCCGCCCCCGCCCUUACGUUAGGACAUGACGCCUUUGCCUCUCUUGACGGUGCCUGCCUCACCAGAACUGCAUCAGUCUUCGCCCGACCUGGCUGCAGACAGACCAGAGCGUAGUCGAAACGCAAAGGCGCAAGCGCGACACCGUGCUAAGCGGAAAGCGUACAUCCAGCAGCUGGAGCAAACGGUGGUGAGACUGCAGCAGGCACUGCAAUUAUCGCCAGACCAGCAUGUGGCGCCUAUCCCGCCACCCAUCCGCAUCCGCGAGCUCGAAGAAGAAAACGUCGCGCUGCACCGCGAAAUUGAGAUGCUGCGUCGCCAGCUCGACGAGCGAAAUGCUCGUCUGAGACCGGAUAUCCACCAACGAAGUCCCGAUGCGCCACCGUUGGAUACUCGGAUAUACGAUCGCGAGUACAAGCAUCGCCAGUCGUUCUCGUACGAGAACGAUCUGCAGGCCCCGACGGCCCCGCCUUCUCAGGUUUCGAGUCCCACGACUUUGGCGAUGCAAGGCCUAAAUUACAAUUAUUCACACAGCCCCGCUUCACCUUCCAUGGGACAAGAACGAUCAUCUCCGCUUCCCGCAGCGCCCACUUACGGGUACCCGUACCACAUGCCCGAGACACCACCAAGUAGUUCGACGUCGACCCCGUCGACGCCUUCAUUUUCGCCGACGGACCAUUAUGGGAACUACGCGCAACGUGCACCAUUACCCUCGGCUCAUGGUGGUCAUCCGACCUACCAACAACAGGGCACUGUAGGGCACUAUGGUGGCGUGAAGGUCGAGGAAGAAGCCUAUGGACUCGCGCAGCCGUCACAUGAUAUCGCACAUGCGAACGGAUAUUCAGGUGCUAUCCCUGUAUAUGGCACCAACCAGCACGCGUUGAAUCAGUGGACAUAUCCGGACCGAAGUCAGGCUCAUGAGACCUACGAAAGGAUACCGUGAUACAAUAACAUGCUACUAACAAAUACCGCCUUUCCUAACCAAUGUUGUCUCGUGCACCUGUCCUUGCUUUCUCGCUUUGUCGAAGUAACCUGCGCUCGCACUUGCUAAUGCUAUCGUUUCCUGUCAUUGG
Molecule: messenger RNA, 1077 nt
Organism: Phanerochaete carnosa HHB-10118-sp
Lineage: Eukaryota; Fungi; Basidiomycota; Agaricomycetes; Polyporales; Phanerochaetaceae
Exons: 6
Coding region: 33-947 (304 amino acids)
Biological process (GO): regulation of DNA-templated transcription
Molecular function (GO): DNA-binding transcription factor activity
Source: RefSeq, a predicted model, not a curated record